Molecule: messenger RNA, 453 nt
Organism: Thelazia callipaeda (thelaziosis nematode)
Lineage: Eukaryota; Metazoa; Nematoda; Chromadorea; Rhabditida; Thelaziidae
Source: the annotation of a GenBank genome assembly
AUGGCUGAUGACUCACAGCAGUCAGGUGCUCCUGGCAAUAACAGUGCAGAUCCUGGAGCACAAGUUUCAUCAGAUUAUAUCAAACUAAGAGUUCUAGGACAGGAUUCUAAUGAAGUCCAUUUCCGAGUUAAAUUUGGGACAAGUUUGGGGAAACUAAAAAAAUCGUACGCAGAUCGGAUGGGGGUAGAUGUGGCUUCACUGCGCUUUUUAUUUGAUGGACGGCGAAUAAAUGACGAAGAUACACCAAAGUCACUGGAAAUUGAGGACGACGAUAUUAUUGAAGUAAGUCUAUCAGGAGCAACUGGGUGGGUUUUGUAUUCCCUGAAAGUUCUGUUCGUUUCUAUGCGUAUUACAUUCUGCUGUAAUCCGUUAGCAAAAUGUCAGGUUCUUAAACAGUUCUCAUGUCGAACUCAGAACUUUAAAGCAUUUGACCUAGUAGCCUUUGGUUACUAG